AAGGAUAUAAAUAAAUAAAAGAAGAGGAAAUUAAAGAGAAGGCAUGGUUUGCCUCAAUCAGCAUCAGCUUUUGAUUUCUUGGAUAGUUUUGUUAGUGUUGUUGGUCCCCUCAACCCAUGCAAACUGUGCUUUUGAAGCCAUUUUCAACUUUGGUGACUCAAAUUCGGAUACAGGUGGAUUUUUCGCAGCUUUUCCAUCUCAACCGUCUCCCAAUGGCAUGACAUAUUUUAGCAGGCCGACUGGUCGAACGACUGACGGCAGGCUACACAUUGAUUUUCUAGCUCAAGCACUUGGAUUGCCAUAUCUAAGCCCUUAUCUGCAAUCCAUUGGGUCUGAUUACAAGCAUGGUGUCAACUUCGCCACGUCAGCUUCGCCCGUGAUCCAGCCAAACACGUCCUUGUUCGUGACCGGCGUAAGCCCCUUCUACUUGGCAGUUCAGGUCAACCAAAUGAAGCUCUUCAAGGCAAAAGUUGAGGAGUUUAAAUCCCAAGAACAAACAAACCUUCCUCAACCUGAUAUAUUUGGGAAAGCCCUCUACACAAUCUACAUUGGUCAGCAUGACAUCACCUAUGACAUAGUCGGAGCAAGCUCCGGUGGUGUAAAGCAGUAUGAGCCUCAAAUUGCUUCGGAAAUCGCCAAUGCUAUCAAGGAACUGUACAAUCUCGGAGGGCGCACGUUUUUUGUCCAAAAUCUAGCACCGAUCGGCUGCUAUGCAGCCGUUCUAACGCAGGUGUCUCACGAGAGCUCGGACAUUGACUCAUUCGGGUGCAUGAUGUCCUUUAACAAUGUUGUCAGAGAAUACAACUCUGUCCUAAAUAAGACCCUUCACAGUACAAGACACGAACUUCCCGAUGCCAACAUUAUUUACGUGGACACUCACUCCGUGAUUCUUGAGCUUUACCAACGACCCACUUCCCAUGGGUUGCAGCACGGGAUCACGGCAUGUUGUGGGUAUGGAGGUGGAGAUUACAAUUUCCACCCCAAGGUUUUCUGUGGGAACACAAACGAGAUUGACGGCCAGAAAGUCAUGGCCACGGCUUGUGAGGACCCACAGAACUACGUGAGCUGGGAUGGGAUUCAUCUCACGGAGAACGCGAACAAGCUCGUUGCCUAUGCAAUUCUCAGUGGAUCUUACUUUGACCCUCCCUUUAAUCUCAAUCACUACUGUGAAAUUCAGCCUAUUGGCUGAGCAUGUCACAUUUUUGUCAUUCUGGAAAGAAAUAAUCAGGUGUUGAUCAUUGCAUUGAUCAUGCAUGUUGCAAUGUGGUGAU
Molecule: messenger RNA, 1271 nt
Organism: Striga asiatica
Lineage: Eukaryota; Viridiplantae; Streptophyta; Magnoliopsida; Lamiales; Orobanchaceae
Source: the annotation of a GenBank genome assembly